GCUGGGGGGCCAAAAAACCCCAAAAACGGGGUGGGGACCCCAAAAAUGAGAUUGGGGACCCCAAAAACCCCAAAACCAGGAUGGAGAUCCCAAAAAUGGGGCUGGGGGGGGGGGGCAAAAAAUGGGAUUGGGGACCCCAAAAACCCCAAAACCGGGAUUGGGGACCCCAAAAACGGGGCUGGGGACCCCAAAAAUGGGAUUGGGGGGCCAAAAAACGGGGCUGGGGGGCCAAAAAAUGGGAUUUGGGAUGCAAAAAAUGGGAUUGGGGACCCUGAAAACGGGAUUUGGGACCCCGAAAAUGGGAUUUGGGACCCCAAAAAGGGUUUGGGACCCCCAAAAUGGGUUUGGGACCCCCCAAAAUUGGGAAUGAGACCUCAAAAAUGGGAUUGGGGACCCCAGAAAUGGGGAUGGGACCCCCAAAAAAGGGGUUUGGGACCCUUGAAUUUGGGCUGGGAUGCCCCAAAAGGGGUUUGGGACCCAAAAAAGGAGAUUUGGGACCCCCCCAAAAAGGGUUUGUGACCCCCAAAAAUGGACUGGGACCCCCAAAAAGGGUUUGGGACCCCCCAAAAAAUGGGUUUGGAACCCCCAAAAUGGGGUUUGGAACCCCUAAAUUUGGGCUGGGAUGUCCCAAAAUGGGUUUGGGACCCCGAAAAGAGGUUUGGGACCCCCCAAAAUGGGGUUUGGGACCCCCAAAUUUGGGCUGGGAUGCUUCAAAAGGGGUUUGGGACCCCCAAAUUUGGGCUGUGAUGCCCCAAAAAGAGAUUUGGGACCCCCAAAAGGGUUUGGGACCCCCCCAAAAAGGGUUUGUGACCCCCAAAAAUGGACUGGGACCCCCAAAAAGGGUUUGGGACCCCCCAAAAAAUGGGUUUGGAACCCCAAAAUGGGGUUUGGGACCCCUAAAUUUGGGCUGGGAUGUUCAAAAAGGGGUUUGGGACCCCUAAAAUGGGAUUGGGACCCCCCAAAAGGGGUUUGGGACCCCCAAAUUUGGGCUGGGAUGCCCCAAAAAGGGGUUUGGGACCCCCAAAAAGAGAUUUGGGACCCCAAAAGGGGUUUGGGACCCCCCAAAAGGGGUUUGGGACCCCCCCAAGCCCCUCGUGCCCCUCCCCAGAGAGCUGCCUGAACCUGGAGCUUCGCUUCACCCCCUUCCAGCUGUGCCACGCCCAGGUCCGGGUGGGGGAGCACCUGGAGACCGUGUUCCUGCUGAGUGGGAACGACCCGGCCAUCCACCUCUACAGGGAGAACCCCGGCUCUCACCAGUUUGAGGAGCAGCCGCUGCAGCCGCUCUUCCCGGAGCUCCAGGACCUGCCCAGCACGGUUCUCUGGCUGGACGUUCGCUCCCUGCCCGGCUCCGGCCAUCGCCUCUCGGCCCUCGGCUGCCAGAGCGGCUUCGUGCGGGCGGCGCGCGUCGACGAGGGGACCCGCACGGUGCUGCAGGUGUGGAGCGCGCAGCAGGACGGGCCCGUCUCGGCCGUGCUGCUCUUCAGGCUGCCCCCGCGGGGGCCGGAGGAUCCCGAGGAUUCCUGGAGCCUCCUGGUGAGCAGCACCCUGGAGGCCUCCGUGGUUUAUCGGAGGCUGCUGAAGCGGGGCCUGGCCGAGCCCCUGGAGCUGCCCGGCAGCCGCGGCUCCGACGCCGUCGUUUGUGCCAAAGUCACCGACGUCGACUUCGACGGCGCCGCCGAGAUCCUGCUGGGCACCUACGGCCAGGGGUGGGGCCCAGCCCCAAUUCCCACAUUCCCAACAUUCCCACAUUCCCAAACCUUUCCCCGAGUUCCCCCUUUUUUCCCCAAUUUUUUCCCCAUUUUUUCCCCAUUUUUUCCCCAUUUUUCCCCGUUUUUUCCUCAAUUUUCUGCAAUUUUUCCCCAAUUUUUUCCCAUUUUUUCCCCAUUUUUCCCCAUUUUUCCUCAAUUUUCUGCAACUUUUCCCCAAUUUUUUCCCAUUUUUUCCCCAUUUUUCCUUAAUUUUCUGCAAUUUUUCCCCAAUUUUCCCCCCUUUCUUUAUACCAUUUAACCCCAAAUUUUCCCCAAUAUUUCUCCGUAUUUCCCCAAAUUUUCCCCAAUAUUUCCCCAUAUUUCCCAAAUUUUCCCCAAUAUCUCCCCAUUUUUCCACAAUUUUCUGCAGUUUUCCUGUGAUUUUUCUGCAAUUUUCCCCGGUUUUUUAUCCCCAAAUCUCCCCUUGAAUUUUUUCCCCAUUUUUUCCCCAAUUUUCCCCCCUUUUUCCUCAAUUUUCUGCAUUUUUCCCCAAUUUUCCCCCCUAAUUUCCCCAUUUUCCCCUCCAUUUUUCCCCAAUUUUCCCCCUCAUUUUCCCCCAUUUUCUCCCCAU
Messenger RNA from Passer domesticus (house sparrow), 2319 nucleotides. It is a transcript of the gene KPTN, whose product is annotated as kaptin, actin binding protein. The record is from RefSeq and is a predicted model, not a curated record. Gene Ontology annotation, molecular function: actin filament binding. NCBI's taxonomy places the organism in Eukaryota, Metazoa, Chordata, Aves, Passeriformes, Passeridae. Gene Ontology annotation, cellular component: actin cytoskeleton; lamellipodium; KICSTOR complex. Gene Ontology annotation, biological process: negative regulation of TORC1 signaling; cellular response to amino acid starvation; actin filament organization.